AGCGGAAGUGCAGCAGCAGCAGCGGUGGGGACGAGAGGAGGACGGCCUGAGAGGUCGGGAAGAUGCCCACUGCGGUGAUGGCGGAAAACUCGCUGGGAUUCAGCAAACUGCUGGAGCAGUGUGAGAUCCAGGAGCUGGAGGCUCCCGGUGGAAUAGCAACACCACAAGUUUAUGGUCAACUGCUUGCUUUAUAUCUCCUACAUAACGAUAUGAAUACCGCACGGUACCUCUGGAAGAGAAUACCUCAAGCCAUCAAAACUGCUAAUCCUGAGCUUGGUGCAAUUUGGUCUGUGGGACAGCGUAUCUGGCAAAGGGACUUUCCUGGCAUUUACACUGUGAUAAGCUCUCAUCAAUGGUCUGACACCAUCCAGCCUAUCAUGGAGGAAUUGAGAGAUGCUACAAGACGACGUGCCUUUGGUCUCGUUGCCCAAGCGUACACAUCAAUUAGUGCUGAUGAUCUUGCUGCUUUUGUGGGACUUCCUGUAGAAGAUGCUGUUAAAGCUGUUUUAGAACAGGGGUGGCAGGCAGAUCCAUCCACACGAAUGGUUGUACCCAAAAAGGCAGAACCUCCCCCAGUACCACAGAUUCCUAAUGAACAACAGUUGGCCAGACUGACUGACUACGUGGCCUUCCUUGAGAACUGACAAACUACCACUAUCAAGUGUGUGUGUGUGUGUGUGUGUGUAUGAAAGAGAGAGAGAGACGAACUCAGGCUGUCAGUUUCUUGUUCGCGAAUGACACAGACCAGUGGAAUUUUGUUGUAUACUAACCUUGACUAAAAGGAGACUCUUGAAGUUGCUUUUGAAUGUUCUUGUAAAUAUCAAUGUCACCAAAUUAAAAAAAAAAAAAAAAAAAUCCUCUCUAGGGAUAUCUAGUAUUUUCCACCAAGUACAUUUAUUUUAGUCUUGCUGACUGACCUUCGGAAAAGUCAACUGAAUUCCACCCACAUUAUGGAUCCUAGAACAUCCUGCUUUGCUUUGAGUUUAUCCAGUGAUUUGGACUGUUUGUUCAUAAGCAAACAUAAGUCUGCAUAUUUCAGCUGUGCACAGGAUCUUUUGUUUAGCUUCCUUUCUUUUUUUGGGCAGUUUGAGGUUUUCGCAAUGUAGAAUAGGAAUUAGUAAGGGUUGUCUUUUUCUUGGUUCUUCACAUUGGAUUCAGGGUAAUCUGUUGCCCUGCACACUAAUUAGUAGGCCUUAAGUUUGAAAAAAAAAUGGAAAGUUCUGAUUUAUACUUUUUGUGAGGGUGUUAAUGAGAAUGCAGAAAUGAUUCAUAAGAAUGGAAGCAGAGAUGUGAAACUUCAUAUACGUAGAUAGAUUAAAGAAAUGGAGAUUGCUUUCCUUGGGCAAGAAAAGAUUCAGAGGAGAUUCUUUGACAGUAUUCAGAUUUGUGGACUUGAAACCUUUUUUUGAUUUGAAGCAAGGAAGACAUAAGUAAAAACAUUUUCAUGCAGUGAGUGGUUAGAAUCAGGAAUGCACUUCCUGAGAAUCUGCCAGAGGCAGGUUCAGUCAACGUAUUCAAGAGGGGAAUAGUGUUAUUAUCUUAAAAGGAAGAAUAAGCAAGGCUGCAGUGAGAAUGCUGGGAAUGGCAUGAGAUAAAUUGCUCUUAUGGUGCUGGGUCAGUUUUGUGAUUAGCAAUGGGUUGUGUGCUUAAAUGAAGCUUAAAUCUUAAGAAAGAGAGGUUGUAUUGGAAUAAUACUUGGAAAUGUGUAAGAGAUGAGAUUUAAAAAAAAAAGCAAGGUACUGCAGAUGUUCAAAAUCUAAAUUAAAAUACAGAAUGCUGGAAACAUCCUGGUUAGGCAACACCUUGUGGUGAGAGAAACAGAAUUAAUGUUUCAGUUUAAUAAACUCUCAUUGGAUAAGAUUAGCGGCGACAAGGUUGUAUUCUCCAUUGAGAGCACUGGAUUGUGAACAAGGGGCCACAAAUCUCAGUGAACAUACAAAAUUGAAAUGGCCACUGCCGCAGCAAUGAGCACUUAGUUCCCUGUUUAGAAUGAGUUAGGACACCAUUGAUGUCAUUGGAGGUAUUUGGGAAGUGUAAACAAAAUUAUAUAGACAUCUGAGAUAACAAGGUGUAGAGCUGGAUGAACACAGCAGGCCGAGCAGGAAGGCUGACGUUUCGGGCCUAGACCCUUCUUCAGAAAUGGGCUGACAUUUCGGGCCUAGACCCUUCUUCAGAAAUUUCUGAAGAAGGGUCUAGGCCCGAAACGUCAGCCUUCCUGCUCCUCUGAUGCUGCUUGGCCUGCUGUGUUCAUCCAGCUCUACACCUUGUUAUCUCAGAUUCUCCAGCAUCUGCAGUUCCUACUAUCUCUUAUGUAGACAUCCUGCAGUUUUCUGAAAGGAAAGGAAAGGGAAGAAGAAAGGGUCAGCUAUAUUCCUUUUUUGGGCAGCCAGGAGAGGAUUCUAUUUGUUUAGUAGCUGUGCGAUAAUAAAGGGCGGUGGUAGAAGCCCAGAUAAUUUUUAAAAAAAUUCAGUCAUCUCCAACGAAAGUCAAACUUUCGAUCCAUUGAUGUGAAUUUCAAAGCCUGCGACAGGAAUCACUUGACUCUGUUGACAAUUUCUUGACGAGAUUGAGCCAGAAAAUAUAUAUCUGAGGAAAUGGGUGAAAGUUACCAGAUUGGCAUUUCUGGGGCACUGCAAGCCUUGAUUUUAAAAGGAGUUUUGACUGGACAGGACAAGCUUCCAAUAUCACAGAUUCUUCUUACUGCUAGAGCACGUGAAGCCACAAGUAGACAAAUGAAGACAAUCUACCCAAACAGCCAGCCUUCAGGUAAGUAAAUAUAAAAGGCAAGUGGGUUAAUACAGCGACACAGCAACAGAAGAAUACAAACUUGAACAGUGAUAUACAGGAAGGAAAUGACUCCCAUGUGGAUCAAACUGAGCUUGUGAAAAUUCAAAUCACUUGGAAAAGAUGCACAGCGCAAAGAAAAUAGUUGGUAAAAGAGUUACCAUAGAUGGAGCAACAGGAUGAAUGAGAAGGAACAGCAACCAAACAAUUUAUACCCUGGAAGAAUGGGGUGAGUUUGAGGAUGCAGUAGAUGUGGGGACCAAGCAACUACAUUAUAUAUCUUAAUGAGGUAUAUUUUGUUUUGCUAAAGAGAGAGUGUUGUUAUAGUAUAUUCAAAAAGUAUUAGAGGCUAUAUUAUGAACAUAUAUAUCAAGAUGCCAUAUCACUCACUGUGUAUUAGUCACUGUACUUAGCAACAUUAUAUCAGACCUCCACCCACUUGGAGAGCUACAAGAAAUGUACUCCAUGAAACCCCAGCAUUUGAGUCUGAUUAUUUCAAACUUUUGGGAACCACAAGACACAAGGUAUUGUUUUGCCCUUCAUGUAUUUACGAAAUAUCUUUGGCAAGUAAAAUCAAUGAAAAUCCAAAA
Molecule: messenger RNA, 3374 nt
Organism: Rhincodon typus (whale shark)
Lineage: Eukaryota; Metazoa; Chordata; Chondrichthyes; Orectolobiformes; Rhincodontidae
Gene: cops8
Product: COP9 signalosome subunit 8
Exons: 7
Coding region: 63-644 (193 amino acids)
Biological process (GO): COP9 signalosome assembly; protein deneddylation
Cellular component (GO): COP9 signalosome
Source: RefSeq, a predicted model, not a curated record